Molecule: messenger RNA, 4433 nt
Organism: Pristis pectinata (smalltooth sawfish)
Lineage: Eukaryota; Metazoa; Chordata; Chondrichthyes; Rhinopristiformes; Pristidae
Gene: lig3
Product: ligase III, DNA, ATP-dependent
Exons: 21
Coding region: 122-3154 (1010 amino acids)
Biological process (GO): DNA biosynthetic process; lagging strand elongation; double-strand break repair via alternative nonhomologous end joining
Cellular component (GO): DNA ligase III-XRCC1 complex
Molecular function (GO): zinc ion binding; DNA ligase (ATP) activity; DNA binding
Source: RefSeq, a predicted model, not a curated record
AGCGGAGACAAAGCGGGAGCGCCGGGCUGUUAAAGGGGAGGUUUGGGGCCUGGCGGAGAGCGGGCCGCGGCGAUCACCGGGGUUUCGUGACAGGUGAACAGUUAACUGGCGUGAAACCUCUAUGUACAGGCUGCUUUCACGUUUUGUAAAAGUUUUGAGUGGACUAGAGAAGACUCGUCCUGUACAAAGUCAACUAAAUACUUUGGGAGUUGAAAGCCAAAGCAUUUCCACGCUCUUUUAUGUUACAUAUUUUCAGGUCCAGCUUGUUCAUCCCUUCUCUGCACAUUUGGUUGUUAACAGUAACUGGCUGUUAGCAGAGCAAGUUGUGAGACAUUGUGCUUUUAGCCCAGUUGUGGUGACAUUCUCUUGGGCUCCUAACUGUACAUUUUUCAUAUCAAAAGCCAAAAUGCCAGAGCAGCGAUAUUGUGUGGACUAUGCAAAGCGUGGCACAGCUGGCUGCAAGAAAUGCAGGGAGAAGCUCCCAAAAGGAUCAGUGCGGAUUGGAAGAAUUGUGCCAAAUCCCUUUUCCGAGGGAGCUGAGAUGAAGGAAUGGUAUCAUAUAAAAUGUAUGUUCGAGAAACUGGAAAGAGCCCGACUAAGUACCAAGAAGAUUGAUGACUUGACUGAUCUUGAAGGUUACGAAGAGCUUCAGGAUCCUGAGAGGGAUUUGAUCAAUCAACAUAUUAAAGAACUUGCGGUCAAGAAUGGCUUGUUAUCCUCAAAAGUCAAACCUUCCCAAAGUAAACCGACAGCAGUCACUCCAUCACCUCGUAAAUUCUCUGGCUUCUCUGCUAAAGCAGGGACCCCCAGUGAAGAGCCGUCUACCUCCAGAAGUGCACCAUCAGUUGUAAUGUGUGACCCCAACCACAAGGAUUGUUCCUUGCGGGAAUUCCGUAAACUGUGCGCCAAUAUUGCAGACAAACCGAGCUAUAAUACUAAAACGCAGAUCAUACAGGACUUUCUGAAGAAGGGCACUGGUGGAGAUGGUAAAUUCCACGGAGAUGUAUAUCUGACUAUAAAGCUACUUUUACCAGGUGUGGUGAAAACUGUGUACAACCUAAGUGACAAACAGAUUGUCAAACUGUUCAGCAGAAUAUUUAACUGCAACCUUGAUGACAUGGUUCGAGACUUAGAGCAGGGUGAUGUCUCUGAGACUGUGCGCAUCUUUUUUGAACAGAGUAGAGGUUUUCCCCCUGCUCAUAAGAGUGUCAUGACAAUUCAAGAUGUUGACGCAGCUCUCACGCAGCUUUCUAAACUGACCAGGGAAGAAGAUCAACAGAAGGAGCUGCAGACUAUUGCUUCCAAAUGCACAGCUAAUGACUUGAAAUGCAUUAUCAGAUUGAUUAAGCAUGACCUACGGAUGAAUUCUGGUGCAAAACACGUGUUGGAUGCUCUAGACCCCAAUGCUUAUGAUGCAUUCAAAGCUUCCCGUAAUUUGCAAGAUGUGGUUGACCGUGUUCUCCAGAACCAGCAAGAGUCUGAGCGAGUACCUGGAAUGAAGAAAACACUCAGCAUUAAGGCCAACCUUUUAACCCCAAUACAACCGAUGCUGGCUGAAGCCUGCAAAUCAAUUGAAUACGCUAUGAAGAAAUGUCCAAAUGGAAUGUAUGCAGAGAUCAAAUAUGAUGGGGAGAGAGUUCAAGUGCACAAGAAUGGAGACACCUUCCAAUAUUAUAGCAGAAGCCUAAAACCGGUAUUACCACAUAAAGUUGCUCAUUUUAAGGAUUUUAUUCCCAAAGCUUUUGUUGGUGGUGACAGUAUGAUUUUGGAUUCUGAGGUUCUGCUGAUUGACACAAACACUGGAAAACCACUCCCUUUUGGAACACUGGGUAUCCAUAAGAAACUUGCUUUCAAGGAUGCUAAUGUUUGUCUUUUUGUCUUUGACUGCAUUUAUUUUAAUGGAGUCAGUCUCAUGAACAGACCAAUUAGUGAACGAAAGCAAUUCCUUCAUGAUAACAUGGUUGAAAUCCCAAACAGGAUCAUGUUUUCUGAGAUGAAGCAUGUAACAAGGGCCUCUGAUCUGGGAGAAAUGAUCAAUAGAGUUAUCAGAGAGGGACUAGAAGGACUGGUACUGAAAGAUGUUAAGAGUCUCUAUGAACCGGGCAAACGUCAUUGGCUAAAAGUAAAAAAAGACUAUCUCAAUGAGGGUGCGAUGGCUGAUUCUGCAGACCUUGUUGUGCUGGGAGCUUUCUAUGGGCAAGGGAAUAAAGGUGGGAUGAUGUCCAUCUUCCUGAUGGGCUGUUAUGAUCCCAAUACAUCACAGUGGUGCACAGUGACCAAAUGUGGAGGUGGCCAUGAUGAUGCAACACUAGCACGAUUACAGAAUGAACUCGACAUGGUGAAAAUAAGCAAGGAUCCAAGCAAAGUGCCAAGCUGGCUAAAUGUCAGCAAGAAUUACAUACCUGACUUUAUUGUUCGAGAUCCAAAGAAAGCACCGGUUUGGGAAAUCACUGGAGCAGAAUUCUCUAAAUCAGAGGCCCACUCUGCAGAUGGGAUAUCAAUCCGGUUCCCACGGUGCACCCGGAUCCGUGACGAUAAAGAUUGGGAAACUGCAACCAACCUUCCUCAACUCAAGGACUUGUACAGGGUGUCUAAAAUGAAUGAAAGUGCUGAUAUUGUGGUAGUUUCUGAGAAAGAUGAUGAUGAAUGGCCCUCAGGAGGUUCUGGGACUUCUGAUGUGACAUCGAAACUGACCCCACGUGGUUCAAACCCUCCCUCCAAAUCACCUGGGAAGAAAAGUAAGAGUGAUGGAGGUAACAGAACCUUCCAAAAAUCACCACCUGAAAGUUCAGCAGGAAAGAAGAUGAAGAGAAAAUUGCCAGCACCAGAGCAGAACGGAAAGAAGAUCAAAUCACCCAUUACUGAAAAGAGUAAUGGCUCUUUGCUUUCCAGUCCAUCUCUGCCACCUUCUCCUAACCAGACUUUGCUGGACAUAUUUACAGGGGUAAAACUUUAUUUGCCUGCAUCAGUGCAAGAUUUCGACAGAAUCCGCCGGUACUUCAUUGCAUACGAUGGUGACCUGGUUAAAGAGUAUGACGUAGCGACAGCAACACAUCUGAUUGGUGAAGUGAAGGAUAAUACAUGUGCCAAACGGGUCUCUGUGAAUUGGAUAUGGGAGUGCAUCAAGAAAAGGCGGCUGGUUCCACCAUUCUGAAAGGUUGCAUUCUUCAUAACAACUCAGAGCAAAAGGACAAAACUCUCAAAUUUGAGAUUAACUACUUUCCUGAGAGAUUUUAGAUUUAUAAUCUUCUGUAUUAGGGGAAUGAAUGAGAUUGGACAUUGGAAUUCUGUGCUUGGUGUCAGGUAUACAAUUCUAGACUUGCAUAGUAUGAAGACCUAUGGAAAGAAGUGCUGCAGGUGUCCUUCUUUAAUGCUUCUGUUUGUGACGUACAUAACAAUUUCUGCACUGUGGUGCUAUACCUGACUAUCUUCAAGGCCAUGGAAACGUGCAUUCCAAUCCACAGACCUAAUGGGAACCUAACUUGCAAAACAGCUUGUGGAGAGACAAUUUCUUGAAGAGCAAUGACUGGUGCUUAACCUGGAGUCAUAAUGACUUUCUAUGAGUAAUAAAAUUUAUUGCAUUUGUUUAUAUGUGGUUGAAAUCUAUAGUACAUGAGCUUAAAAAUAAAUACAAAAAAAUUGCAGAUGCUGAAAAUUAGAAACAAAAGCAGCAAAUGCUGGAAUAAAACUCAGCAGGGCGGGGAAAGAAAUGUUUUGAGUCUGCGAUCCUUUGUUGUAGACCCGAAACAUUGAUGACUGCUCUUUCCACAGAUACUGCCUGACCUGCUAAGUUUUACCAGCAUUUUCUGUUUUUGUUUCAACUUAGACAUGAUUUUUGCGGAUGCAUAUCUCUCUAACCUGACCUCCUUGAUUCUUGAGCUUAAAGUAAGCUGCAACAUUUACAGAGGACAAAGAUUUAGGGUGAAGCAUUAUAAAGGUGCAUUUCCUCCGUUAACUAAUGACAUGUGCAGUAUUUGCAGCCCUUGGUGUGUUACUGAGGCAUUUAAGUUAAAUCAUUGGUCUGUUGAAUUUAGCUGUUCUCAGCCGAGUAGUGGAUGGAUGUCAACACCAUGAGACCAUGGUCCUCUGCUAUUCUCUCAUUAUCCCCUGUGAGUGUCACACAAAGAUGUUGUGAUGCUCUUCCAUGAGAAUGGCCAUUUGGACAAAGCUCUGGUGCAAAUAAUUUCUCCACUUCCUUUCUAGCUUUUUUUUUAUUCUUUGUAACUAUUGUAUAUAAUAUGAACAUUUACAUUAAGUGGCCAGGUGACGGUUUGGAAUGCUGCUGCAGUUUCCACAAUGAUGUUACAUUACCCAUCACAGAUCUGCUCAAACCUCUGCAAACAAAUUGGAUUUUUUUUAAACCUACUCUUUUGGCAUUAUAUUUUUUCCUUGCCUAUCUUGCAGCUUGGCAGGAUAUCAAUAAAAGUCCUUUG